This is a messenger RNA of Hyphopichia burtonii NRRL Y-1933, 621 nucleotides long. Its product is annotated as protein-arginine N-methyltransferase. The record is from RefSeq and is a predicted model, not a curated record. Bases 1 to 621 code for a protein of 206 amino acids. NCBI's taxonomy places the organism in Eukaryota, Fungi, Ascomycota, Pichiomycetes, Serinales, Debaryomycetaceae. The transcript has a single exon. Gene Ontology annotation, biological process: peptidyl-arginine methylation. Gene Ontology annotation, molecular function: protein-arginine omega-N monomethyltransferase activity.
AUGAAGUACAUUAUAGAGCAUAUGGAAGAAGGAUUCUCCGAAUGGGUUAUCCUCGAAUACACACAAAUUAUCAAAGAGGUUGGAAAAGAAAACCUUGUUUUGACCUCAUUACCAGCAAACACAACUGAAAAAGAUAUUCCUGAACGAUUAAUUUCCUUGGGUUUACAAUGGACCACAAAAGAAUGUGUUGAAAUAGACAAUAGAUUAGAUAAAUCAAAGGUUUGCUUAUUAGAUCCAGCUGCAGAGACAGACUUGGUUCCUGAAGAUGCCUCCAAAUAUGAAUACUUUGUAUUCGGAGGUAUUUUGGGUUCCCAUCCUAGAAUUGACAGAACAGGUAUUUUAAGAAAGAAAUAUGGAUUUGCAGGUAAAAGAUUAGGUAGUUUACAAAUGACUACUGAUACUGCAAUUAGAACUACUCAAAAAAUUGUACAAGAUCAAAUCAAAUUUGAAGAUAUUAAAUUCAUUGAUUAUCCAGAAAUUAAAUAUAAUAAAUACGAAUCAACUGAAAUGCCAUUUCGUUACGUUUUAGAUAAAGAAGGCACCCCUAUUUUACCUGAAGGUAUGUUAAAGCUUAUCGAACAUGAUGCUGAGCAAAGUAUUGAUGAUUUGUUAUUAGAAUAA